AUGAAAAAAUUCAGGGAAUUGAAGAAGACAGGUGAUGGAACAUUUGGGGUUGUUAUAAAAGCUGAGGACACCUAAACUCAUGAUUUAGUUGCAAUCAAGAAGAUGAAAUAAAAGUAUCACAAUUUUGAUGAAUGCACAAAUUUGAGGGAAGUUAAGGCUUUAUUGAAACUCCAAAAUCACCCCAAUAUUGUUAAGCUUAAAGAAAGUAUAAAUAAUUAAUAAGUAGUUUUCCUUGAUAAUGAUACUUUAUGUUUAGUGUUUGAAUUUGUCGAAAAAAGUAUUUACUAAAUAUUUAUCUAUUAUUAGGGGAAAAUAAUAUCGGAGGAUCAAAUAAAAUCCAUUAUUUAUCAAGUCGCCAAUGGUCUUAGUUACAUGCAUAAACAUGGAUAUUUUCAUCGUGAUCUUAAGCCAGAGAAUAUGUUAGUCACCAACAAUGGAGUAGUUAAAAUUAUUGACCUUGGAUGCGCAAGAGAGAUAAGGUCCAGACCUCCUUACACCGAUUACAUAGCCACAAGGUGGUAUCGAGCUCCAGAAAUUCUGUUGAAGUAAGUCAAUUACAACAGUCCUGUUGAUAUUUUCGCAUUAGGUUGUAUAAUGGCUGAACUAUUUCUAAACAGACCUCUCUUUCAAGGAAAUUCAGAACUGGAAUAGUUUAACAAGAUUCUCUCGACUCUUGGAACAUUUACUUAAACUGAAUGGCCAGAAGGAUGUAGAUUAGUAUCUCAAAUGGGUUUGGCUCUUGCUUAGUUUUAGCCAUUACAGUUAUAAUAAUUGAUACCAAAUGCGAGCACGGAGGCCAUCAAUCUGUUGACCUAAAUGAUUAGAUGGGAUCCUAAUAAGAGAAUUACUGCAGCGUAAAUGUUGACUCAUCCCUUCUUUUAUAACAUAGAGAAAAUAGCGCCAUCUUUGAUUUUCGAAGAAUAAGUCAAAUCAAAAGAUGAGUUAAAAUUCUUUGAGUCUGAUCACAAGAACAAAUCCUACAGUUAAAAGGAUGAGCCUCAUACUCAGUUCAAGCAAAAACAACAAUUUUAAUAAUAAAUCAAAGAUGAUGAUAGCAAUGAUUUGGAUGACAUCCUGGAUUUCAUAACGACAGAAAACAAACCAAUGCCAUCCAAAUUAUCCACCUAAAGUGCUAAGGCUCUGGACUUUGGUGAAUAUGUUCCCACCUAACCUAUGAAUCGAUAGACUAGAAAUCUACAAUCGAGUUAAUUGCAGGAAUAAAACAAGAAGGACAAUAAUUCUAUUUAUGACUUCAGUCAUUUACAAAGUUAUAAGCCAAACAAAUAGCCAAAUAUAAAUUCUAAAUAUUGA
Molecule: messenger RNA, 1311 nt
Organism: Paramecium tetraurelia
Lineage: Eukaryota; Ciliophora; Oligohymenophorea; Peniculida; Parameciidae
Exons: 4
Biological process (GO): intracellular signal transduction; protein phosphorylation
Cellular component (GO): nucleus; cytoplasm
Molecular function (GO): ATP binding; protein serine/threonine kinase activity
Source: RefSeq, a predicted model, not a curated record